This is a messenger RNA of Nicotiana attenuata, 1406 nucleotides long. RefSeq names its product WAT1-related protein At3g28050-like. Gene Ontology annotation, molecular function: transmembrane transporter activity. Bases 212 to 1267 code for a protein of 351 amino acids. NCBI's taxonomy places the organism in Eukaryota, Viridiplantae, Streptophyta, Magnoliopsida, Solanales, Solanaceae. Gene Ontology annotation, cellular component: plasma membrane. The transcript is spliced from 7 exons. The record is from RefSeq and is a predicted model, not a curated record.
GUACAAUUAUUAGGCUCCCAAUGUGCCUAACACGCUACCAGAAUAUGUGACACUUUGAAUAAACUCAUUGGUUUAGAAGUCCUUUUCCUACUGCUUCCUUCCAUUUUCUCAACAAAUAUUUUCUGGCAUUCUUAGUUUCUGGAUAAUCUCUGAACUGCAUAAAUUGCAGACUACAACAGAGGAGAGAAUAAAACAAAAAACAAAAAAGAAGAUGGGGAAUUCAGUAAUAUCAGCGUUAUUAAUAAUUGUUUGCUGUUUAGAAGUUGGAUUAAACACACUGAAUAAAGCAGCUACUAACAAAGGAAUGAGCAAUUAUGUAUUUAUUCUUUAUUCUAACGCGUUAGCCUUACUCGUCCUUCUUCCUUCCACCUUCAUCUAUCACAGAUCAAAGCCAUGUGCUAAGCUCACAUUCCCUAUUUUGUAUAGGAUCUUUCUUCUUGCUCUUCUCAGCUGUUCGGGACAGACUUUGUUCUACGUGGGGAUACAAUAUAGCUCACCAACUCUGGCUUCUGCCAUACUUGAUCUUAUUCCAGCUUUCACUUUUAUAGUUGCUGUCGUUCUUGGGAUGGAAAAGCUAGUGUUGAGAGCAAAGAGCAGUCAGGCAAAGGCUGUUGGAACGUUAAUACUGAUAACAGGAGCCUUUAUGAUGACUUUUUACAAAGGUCCAGCAAUUAUUUCUCAUGAAUCAGUAGUGUAUAAUAGAAAUAUUGGUCAGCCUCUUUUGUCAACACAAUCAAAUUGGAUCAUUGGUAGCUCACUCCUUACAACUGCUAGCUUCUUGGUUAGUCUGCUUUACAUAGUUCAGGCAUGGAUAAUGAAGGACUAUCCACAGGAGUUGAUGGUAACUGUAAUUGCUUGUGGUUUUGUGACUAUUUUGUCAUCUGUGGUUGCUUUAAUAGCAGAAAAGGAUUCAAAUGCUUGGAAAAUCAAACCAGAUUUAAAGUUGAUAACAAUUUGUUACUCUGGAAUUUUGAUGGUUGGAGUUCGAAGUGUGGUCCAAACAUGGGCUGUCAAGAAGAAAGGACCUGUUUUUGUGGCUAUGUUUAUGCCUCUUGGCAUGGUUGUUGCUGUUCUAAUGGGGGUUGCCUUUCUACAUGACGACGUCUAUACUGGAAGUGUAAUAGGAGCAAGCAUCAUAACUUUGGGAUUCUAUGCGGUCAUGUGGGGGAAGGCAUGUGAAGAAAGAGUGAUCCAGGUUUCAGAAACAAGCUUUAAUCAAACCCAUCAGAGAUUGCCACUUCUGAGCAGCAAAAAUGACAACUUUUAGAAAUUUUGGUGGUUGUAUAUAAAAACCUGAGUUGCAGUAAGAGAGUAUAAAUCUACUGCUUCUAUCUUAAUUCAAGUUUCUUAUUGUUUAUCCGUAAAACGGUAUAGUUGAAUUUAUACAUGAUUUCUAGACAAGUAAA